AUGGCAAAGCUUGAGGAUGAGACGUCAGUAGGGGGUGGUCGAAGGAUUAAUGCCAUGCGCUUUAUGCAGCUAGCACUGGCUAUUACUGUUAUAUUUUCAUUGGGUUAUAUGUAUCAAUUUGUAUCUGUAAGUAUUUCAUUACGUUCCAUGGAAAAUACCGACAAGGAAGAAGAGAAUGGCGUUGUCCGGAAUCGUGUCCUUGGUCACUCUGUACUGCAUCUACAGGGCUUUGAAGCAGGUUAUAAGUUUAUCAGUGAAUAUGAAGUGGAAGUACAAGGACCAUUAUAUAUCUUUGUCAUGAGUGAUGUGGAUGAGAAUGGCAAGUAUUGGUGUCCAGACUGUGAACAAGCCAAGAAGCCCGUGAUGGACGCUUUUAACCGUGCUCCACGUGGUUCGAGACUUGUGGAAAUUCGUGUUGGAUCACAUUCCUAUUGGUCUGAUUAUAUGAAUGACUUUCGUCAGAAUCAGCUCUUUUAUUUGGAUCAUAUUCCGACACUAAUGCGAUACGAAGGUGGUGGGAAUUCGUCAACAAUGCUCACGGAAUCUUUCUGCAUGGAUUCAGCCUUGUUGGAGUAUGUUUUUAAAGUGAAUCGACCUUUGGCUGGUGCACCAAACAAGAACAAAGUACUGACAAUGUAUUCGCCGAGAGAGGUGAUUAACUACUUGGCAACCUACGACAACACGUAUCCGCUUUUCAUGUUCUUUGUGUCAGGAUACCAUGAUUUUAAUGGAAGGUUUUGGUGUCCAUACUGUGACCGUGCAAACGUAGCAGUGAUGCAUUACUACAACUAUACGGCACCGGAUAGUGCCAUUAUGGUACGGGUAAUCGUCGCUGACUCAUACAAGCAGUGGAAGAAGGCAGAUAACCCCUUUAAGCUCGUUGAGGAGUUUCAAGACAAGGUGCCUCUACGAGCUGUGCCGUUCCUUGUUUUUAUUAAGAAGGACGUUCCUGCUAACAAGAUUACCACGUACCAGUUUAUGCCAGAUUAUUCCGAGACUCGAAAACUGCAGACGUUUUUCAGGAACAAGCCUCGAAUUGUACGACCGAAGUAG
Peronospora belbahrii is the source of this 1053-nucleotide messenger RNA. The record is from the annotation of a GenBank genome assembly. Lineage: Eukaryota; Oomycota; Peronosporomycetes; Peronosporales; Peronosporaceae.